Rotaria socialis is the source of this 891-nucleotide messenger RNA. Lineage: Eukaryota; Metazoa; Rotifera; Eurotatoria; Philodinida; Philodinidae. The record is from the annotation of a GenBank genome assembly.
AUGUUAGCACAACGCAAAACUAUCCAAAAAGCUGGUGAUAGCAGUGUAAUGGAAACUGGGGUUACAUUUACUUUAGCUACUUUUUGUGUAGCUGUUGUUUUAUUCCUCAUCGCUACAACUGUUGUUCUCUCACUUAUUCCAAUUUAUUUGUUACCAAAGACAGCGCAAAGAAGUACAGCAUCAAAGAGAAGUAAUGAGAUCACGAUGUAUCUGAAUACUGGCGUCGAUAUCAAUUCUAGACGAAAAAGAUAUGAUGUUUCACAAUACAAAAGCGUCAACGAAGGUCUUGGCUACAAAUUUGGAUCGGAUGGUGAAGCAAUGGUUAACUCUCUAAUCGAACCACUUUUACAACAAAUUACUAGUAAUGCCAACGGUGCAACCAUAUCAGAAGUUACAAUCGCAUCGUUAAAUACUAGAAGAAAACGCCAUACACUAACGAAACGCGCAAAUCAAUGCACGAGUAACUGUCAAAGUGAUACGUGUGCUAAAAUACAACGCACACUCCCAAGUAAAGUAACAAAUGAUAAUGCGGUUCUCCGGAAUAUUCCCUUGGUUGAUGGUAGGGGAAAUUUCUAUGGUGUCAUCGCUGAUAUUUCGGUUCUUGAAGUUUUAUAUUUAUCCUCUAUAUCUCCGGCAGUAUCAAGCACGGCUGGAACAACGCGUGUGCCUCCGUUUUCUAUCACUUUCACACAAGCGCCAACAACUACUACGGCUGCAUGUAUCAAUACAGGUGAAUAUUAUGAACCAAUUACUGGUCAUACGUGUCAAACAUACAUUGAUUAUGGUUUCUGUGAUGGAACAAGCAUUGUCUCCGGUUCUGAGAUCAAUGCAUCUUUAGCGCAAGAAAACUGUUGUGCAUGUGGUAAAGGAAUGACACAGUCGACUGGAUAA